AUGCCGACUGAGGGGGAGAACGUCCAGUACCUGUACCUCGUCCUGACCAAUGGCGGGCCUCCGCAAAUCGACAUGGUGGCCGUCAGCAAGGCUCUCGACCUCUCACCAGGUGCGACGAGCAAACGCUGGUCCCGGCUGAAGCAGGCCAUGGAGCAGGGCAAGUAUCCCAGUGCGGGCUCGUACGGCUUCCUCUGGUUGUGCGUCAAGCAUAGUACGAGGGAUAAGACUCCGGAUUGGCAUUCGAUUGCUAAAGCCUGCGGAACAACCCCUGGCGCAGCUUCCAAGCGCUACUCUCGCAUGAAGCAAGCUUUCGAGAAGGGCGAUGCUACUCCGUCUUCCACCACGCCCACUAAGUCCAAGGCCACCACCAACGGCGAUACAACUCCGACUACGACCACCAAGCGGAAGCGCGUCUCGGCCACUAAGAAAGCCUCCAAGGACGUGGGCAAGUACAAACCAGGCGAUGAGGAGCCGGACGAUGACGAGGACUUCACUCCCUCAAAGCCAAAGCGCGCUCGAGCCGGGACCGCGAAAGCGACUUCCACCUCCUUCAACCCCACCGAAGCGACCACCUUCAUCAAGUCGGAUCCGGGCAUGAACCCCAACCGAUCGGUUGAGGACGAGGAGAAGGCAGACGAGCAUUUCUACGACGCUGUCGAGGGCGUUGAGGAA
This is a messenger RNA of Trematosphaeria pertusa, 672 nucleotides long. RefSeq lists its product as uncharacterized. The annotation marks the transcript as partial. The record is from RefSeq and is a predicted model, not a curated record. The transcript has 4 exons. NCBI's taxonomy places the organism in Eukaryota, Fungi, Ascomycota, Dothideomycetes, Pleosporales, Trematosphaeriaceae.